Molecule: messenger RNA, 2289 nt
Organism: Seriola dumerili (greater amberjack)
Lineage: Eukaryota; Metazoa; Chordata; Actinopteri; Carangiformes; Carangidae
Gene: kcnk6
Product: potassium channel subfamily K member 6-like
Exons: 3
Coding region: 75-1034 (319 amino acids)
Biological process (GO): potassium ion transmembrane transport; stabilization of membrane potential
Cellular component (GO): membrane
Molecular function (GO): potassium ion leak channel activity
Source: RefSeq, a predicted model, not a curated record
AGUAGUCACAGAGGCAAGAGAGUGAAUCUCCGGUCAGCAGCUUCACCGAUGUUUAUCCACGAGUAAAACAAGACAUGCAUUCUGUAGGCAAGUCGUGGCUGCUGCUUACAGGCUUCAUACUGUUUUAUAUUAUCUACCUGCUGUUCGGAGCGCUGGUUUUCUCCAGUAUCGAGCGGCCGGUGGAGGACAAGCUGCGACAUGACAUGGAAGCCCUGAAGCAGGAGUUUCUGGGCCAGAGCUGCGUCAACGCCGCGUCCCUCGAAAAGUUUCUGGUCAAGGUUUUGACGGCGAACAAGUACGGCGUCUCCGUCCUCAGAAACUCCUCCGCCACUUCCAACUGGGACCUGGCAUCCUCCAUGUUCUUCGCCAACACUCUGGUCACCACUGUCGGUUAUGGCCACACCACUCCUCUGUCUGACACUGGGAAGGCUUUCUCCAUCGUCUACGCCCUGAUAGGAGUCCCCUUCACCAUGCUGGUGCUCACCGCCUGCGUCCAGAGGCUCAUGUACCCUCUGGUCCUUGCUCCAGUCGGCCUCCUGCAGCGUACAGGCAUGGAGCCUCGGCCGGCCACCGUUGUCCACUUCCUGUUGCUGCUGACGCUGGUGGUGCUGUGCUUCUUUGUGGCUCCGGCGGCGGUGUUCAGCGCUGUGGAGGUGUCCUGGUCCUUCUUGGACGGGAUCUACUUCUCUUUCAUCUCACUGUGCACUAUUGGACUAGGGGAUUUUGUUCCAGGGACACAGCCUGGGCAGAAGUACAGGCAGCUGUACCAGGUCUCUGUCAUGGUCUACCUGUUUGUGGGUCUGAUGAUGAUGUACCUCCUGCUGCGCACCUUCCACAAAAUGGCCGACCUGCACGGCCUGACCACCUUCCUGCAGCUGCCGCGCUGCGAGGAGACCGAUCAGGACGAGGACAGGGAGCCCAUCGUAGAGACCAACCACGAAGACCAGACGCCCCCUUACCUGACAGAAAAAGCUGCCAGUAAGCCCCUGGAGCCGGGAUCACAGCCGUCGUACAACACCAUCAACAAAGGCUGAGCCGUGGGGAGGCAGAGAAAAGACACAGAAGCUCUACCUACCUCUGGCGAUUCCCUCGGUGUUGAACCAGUGAUAAAACACCCAGACUGGUGGGCUGAAUCUGAAAUCCUGUCUCAAUUUUUUCAUUUUGUCUUCUGUAGUAAAAAUAAAACAUAGAGCUUAACAGAGAGCUUAAUAAUAAUAAUGAUAAUAAUAAUAAUGAUAAUAAUAAUGAGGAAUUGAGAUGAGAGUUUUGAGAUUCAGCCUUUGUGAGUGGACCGCCGAACAGUUUUUGAGCAGUUAUUACAUCACUUUCUGCACAUAUGAAAGGACUAUCCUAACUUGACUACAGCAACCCCCCUGGGCCAAAAGCCACAUAUGAUCCUUUUCCUCCUAAACACUGGUGUAACUAUGGCUUGCGUGUUCACACACACACAAAGGGCUCGAACCAAAACUUGUGGUACAUGGUUGGUUGUUUUCAGAUCACUUUUGUCUUGCAUGUGUUCUCGACACUGUUUUUUUGUUUUUUGGGGGUUUUGUUUUUUUGUGCCCUAGGUUUGGGUUGCUGUAUCAAGACUAACAAAUCUUGUCUUCGUAUAAUUGUGCUGAAACUAAACUUGGUGCUAAACACAAUCUGUGGAUUUCAACAUUUCAACUUCAUGAAAAUCUUGUACGCGUUUAACUGCAUUUGUUUUUAUUUGGGUUCAUUGUUCAGCUCCUCUUUAUAUUUCAAAAUAUGCACAUCAUAUGCACAUACAACUCCAGACUAUUUACCAGACGUCCAGUCAUGUUUAAAAUCCUGGGACUUAAUCACUGGAGAGGCCUUGAAUGCAUCUUCACAAGCACGAAUGAUCACAACUGCAGUGAAAUGACAAAUGAACCUGUUACAACUUCCUGAAAUGAAGGGCUAACAUGGACCUACACUGAGCAACAGUGGGGACGUUUACUGGAACAUGUUUCUUAUUUAAUUAGAUUUCCUGUGUGAAAGUAGUACCUUGUGUGUCUGGGUGGGCCUUCAAGAGCUACAGAAACUACAGAGAACUGUGUUUGCUUCAGGGCACAGGCUGUCCUCCUUUGUGCUGCCGCCCCCUGGUGUCUGCAUGUAUGUAGUGCAACAAGUUACCACACCUCCAGAUGAGUGUUAAAUGGGCUUAAAGGGUUGGAAUAGAGGGACUGAAGAUAAAAAAAUAAAUAUGUGUUUCAUUGUGGUGAUUGAGGGCGUGAUUAAUUUCAGUGGAAAACUGUUACUUGUCAAACACGGUAUGCUCUGUGUGAU